Messenger RNA from Paecilomyces variotii, 2301 nucleotides. Its product is annotated as DNA repair protein endonuclease SAE2/CtIP C-terminus-domain-containing protein. The coding region runs from base 218 to 2242 and encodes 674 amino acids. Lineage: Eukaryota; Fungi; Ascomycota; Eurotiomycetes; Eurotiales; Thermoascaceae. Gene Ontology annotation, biological process: DNA double-strand break processing involved in repair via single-strand annealing; double-strand break repair via homologous recombination. The transcript has a single exon. Gene Ontology annotation, molecular function: double-stranded DNA binding; damaged DNA binding; Y-form DNA binding. The record is from RefSeq and is a predicted model, not a curated record. Gene Ontology annotation, cellular component: site of double-strand break.
CCAAGGUCUAGACCCUACUCGCAGGCCGGAGAAUCAUAUGGUGGGGGAACAUCGUAUGUUUCCUAAUGCCGUUAGAGUGGUUCUCCAUAGGUAUCGCGUCGACGCGUCUUAAGGCAAUUGUACGUAGAAGCUAUCCGACUUCUAUGCAUAGCUGAUCCCAAACAAAGCGCAACCACUCUUAUCUUAUACGUGGAACUCGUUUCCAGAAUUGGCGUUCAUGGAAGUUAUCAGGAACCUCCAAAUAUCUCUAGGCGACCAACUUGACCAGGCCUUCAAUCGCGCGUACAAUGAGCUGAAUGCCGAGCUUGCUGCUCGAGAUGCAAGAAUCCAUCAAGCAGAAGAGAAAGCAAGGACUGCGGAAGAAGCUCGCGUAAAGGCUGUGAAGCGGGCUGAAGAACUCCGGCACGAGAACAAGUCGUUUCAAAAGAAGUUCCGGGCCGAUCAGACUGAUACCGAUGGACAGAGCUCUUCCGCUGCGAUAUUCAACGAUAUUCAAAGAGCAUAUGAUCCAGAGAAAGUCUUGACUACCAUAAGUGGUGGUAGAAUAAACGCCGGUAACGCUCAACUACUUGAAGCACAUCGCAGUCUUGAGUCCAAGUACAGGUCCCUCUAUACCCAGGUACAAGAACUUGCGACGGCGUCUGAUACGCUCAGGCGGAAGGUCAAACACGCAAAGAAAACACUGUCUCAAUGGCAGGGGUAUUUCAAUCGGGAGGAGUUUACAGUCCCUGUCCAGGGGGUCAAUGUCACGUUCAGACGAAUUGAACGAAUUGGGGAGCGUAGCCGCUCAGGCCGAUCAUCUUCACGCCAUUUACCACAACCCUUCGAUAAGCGCGAUGGAGACCAAGUCGACCUAUCGCUUCUUCAGUCAUCCGACUCUACGCCAACUGCAUCACAGAGCUCGGGAAUUGAGGAACAAAGGCAGCGCGACGAGAGUGACGGUAAUCCACCUGCUGCAAUGAUUGUAACACCAGUCGAACCGAAUGUCACCGUGGAGCCUGUUUUGCCACCGCUAUACAGCAGAGAAACUAUGGCAACGGGGACCUACGAAAGACCCGCUGUUAUAAAAGCCGAGAAAAGCACCUCCAGUGAACUGGAUAGCUUAUUGAACGGCCUUGAGUCAGGCCCACCUGGGACACAAGACUUGGAGGACGUUGGAAAGACAGUCGAGACUCCAAGGAAACAUGUACACUGGGACAACGGAUCUCAUGGGACUUCGACAUUGAGGGUAUUCCAUGAAUCUGAACCUCGGAGAUUUACUUUUGGCCGUGAUUCGGGGGAGUUCCGUGCGCAGCAAACAACAGGGCGGCAAACGCCCCUUCAGCCGAUAGAUACUAAUAGAGCAGUGACUCGCCAGCCCGGACCUGGGCCGGAUUCCAAGCGCAGGAAGACAGGCGUGAGAGGUGUACACGCGAUACCUAGCGUGGCAGAAGAUGGCGAAGAAAAUUAUGCCGGCAUGGCAGCAGAACGCAAUCAUAGGACGGCUAACACUCCUGCCCCUAAGGGAGGUCUCUUAGCUGGGAGCUCUGCCUCCGCAAAACGUCGCUUGGAUGAUCUACUUGCAGCGCCGUCGCCCAAAAGGUCACCUCUUCUACCACCUAGAUCACAAAAGGCAUCUACUGGUGCGACGGGGCGAUCGCGUCCGGACCGACAAAGAUCUCCUUCGAGACAAUAUUUGAAUAAUGACGCUCACAGCCCUGAACCGCCAGAUCCGGAAGACGAGCCCUUCAGAUGCCGCCCAGUCCAUAAACUCAACCUUGAUUGUUUCAAGAUCAAUACUGAGUAUAACCAGGGGCUGGAAUUUGCGUUCGACGAAGUUGUCCGGAAGCGAGACCAACGUAAAUGCCUUGCCGGAUGUACACGUCCGGACUGUUGCGGUGAUAAGUUUCGUGCCAUGGCACGGGCGGGAGGUCUUACGAGUGCAGGCGAUGAAGAUAGUCAAAUUCUGGAAGAUUAUAUGGGCGAUCAGAAGCACAAGCUGGAAACAAUGGGCGAGCAGGAGAAGCACGAUCUUCUGAUCGAGGCGAAAGCGAGACUGUUAGCGAAUCAAUAUGGAAAACAUAGAUACGCACACGAACGACCACGGUCGCCUCCUGGAUUCUGGCGUACAGACAUGCCUAGCACCCAGGAAUUGGAACGGGAUCAGGAAGAUGCCAGGAAGUUGGAGCGCGAGAAGGUGAUGGAACGAUACAGAGAGGCUAUGCGUCCCGGAGGACUAUGGAAGUUCGCCGACGAGCCUUAGAACAAGUACCGAUAAAGUGUGUACUCUGUAUCUCCCAUCCCGCAAUUUUCUUAUUUGAU